AUGGAGGGCAAGAGACUUCAUUGGAAAGCCGGCGUUGCAGCACCGAGACGAGUAAGCCGUGGGUUUGCUCAGACGGGAAAAUCCGCGAGUUCAGAGAGCCCCGGAACGUCAGUCUCGCUUUCACCAACAGCAGAAACUAGCAACAACAAAAAUACGAAGUCGUCGUCUUGGGGGUCCUCAAUCUCGACCAUAACAGAGGAACUCCCCAGCGCAGACGUGCCAGAAGCCAUGACCAGAGUGCCGUCUGCAUCAAGUGCUUCCAGGAUUCCGUAUUGCUCUACUCCUGGCGGGUCUUCGCUGUCUUCGUCAAGUAAGAGAGAAAACAGCACAGUGGAAGGCACCAGAUCGUGGAACACCUUGCCGCGGGCCGGCGAAACAUUGCAUCUUCGAAAACAUUCCAUGAACGUGGCGAUCCAUACCGUCAACGGCACUCCGAAGCAAAUUGUGUACGAUCCACGCUACAAUCCACUGUGUCCAAAACUUGGGAUUUUUUACAUGUUCAACGCACAAUCGCCGCCCUUGGAUGCCUACACGCACGCCAAAUUGAGACUAGAGUCUUUUGUCAAGUUUUUGGAAACUUAUCAUGGCUCCCGGAAAUAUGCAGCUGCUUGUCUACCCUUCAACGUGACAAUUGCACACAACAGCUCUUCGAGCGGAUACCCGUCUUAUACUUCAGGCGUGAGCUAUAAUGAGAUCGGGGAGGUACUUCAGCUUUGGUACUUGCAAGCUUUGAAAUUCUUGCUGGAUAAAAAUUCAUUCCUGUUUUCCAGCGAGAUAGUCGAGUAUCUGGUUAAUUCGAAUCCCGGGAAAAAUGUCUCCAUCAAAAACGAUUUCAAAGAUAAAAACCAGCCUGUUGGUGCUUUCAAAGAAACUGUCUCCAGGGCCGACAUUUUACUUAUACGAUGCUCGCUAGAAGAAGAGUUUGGGUGGCAGUUAGCCUUGGAUGAGCCCAACUGGAAUGUGGUGGAUCUGUUUGUGGAUUUCGCGCGUCUCCGCAAGCCUUCUUUUGCAACUGGACAAGAAAAAAACUCGGAUGACGACAAUAAUGGAAAUGCCAUGAAUUCAUCCCACAUUUUUUCGAGCUCUUCGGAAAGUUCGUUUUCUAGUGCUACUAGCAACCUUUCUACCGCCAGUUCCUCUAACAACGAAAACGACAAGGAAGCGGGUGAAGAUGGCAUCAGCUCCACUGUUUCUGGCGUGAAUGCCCUGUCUGAAUCUACACAAGAAACCGACAAUGGCGCUGUCAGAGUGCUAGAUUGCGUUGGCCGUGACCUGGAGCUACUUUACAGGACUAAGAGAACUUCGCAAGAGUUUGAAGAAGCUAGCCGCAGAUCAAGCGUUUCGGGCUCUCCCAGCCAAGAAAGCGUGCCAGAACAACAACCUUCUGCCAACAAGAGUAAAUCUGAUCAACCUGGGCUAAUAGCAAAAGGUUCAUCUGCACUUGGGCUCUCCAAUUUUUUCAGGAGAAAGAACUCCCAUGCUGCAACGGAAAAGAGUGAAUCGCCAGGCUCCACACGGCAAUCUUCACCAGGUGAACCUACUAAAAUUAAUCUCAACAUUCAAAAUCAGUGCUUGGAAGACUACUAUUCAUCAACUUUAGCCAAUUAUAGACGAAUUGUGCCCCCAUCCCAAAGUCUAUUCACGCGUGCUGAUCUUCCAAAGGAGUACGCUAACCGCAAAAAGAGUGGGAAGUCGAGAUCAUACCAAGAGGAUUUUUUGCGUGUUCGGCUUCCGCUUGAGGAUAAUUCGUUUCCUGUUGUCAUAUGUCCUGACAUAUGGUUCACAGUGGAAUUGAAGAGAUGGAAAGGGUUUUUGAGUGAGAUUUUCCGGUGCAUCAAACCUGGUGGAUACUUGGAGACUUCCACCUGUAAUUUUUCUUCAGUCAACGACUUCAGUGAUGCUGGGAAUUCGUCCCCGCAGUUUUCAACCAGUGCAGAAAUGAGAAAGCUCAAAGAUGUGAUUUUGAUGGGAGCCGCCCGAGCUGGUAUUCAGGUAUAUCCCAUGAGACACCUUGUACAGGUGCUCAAAAAAGUUGGUUUUGUUAAUAUCAAGCACUCAGUAGUUAGUCUCAAAAUAGGCGAUCUCACUUCUAAUAUGGGGAUGCUAUUUGAGUUUCUGGCAAUACGCCAAUUCGACUUCCAGCUUCGAACGAAUUUUCUCACGACAAGCACAACGCCGGAAGGAACUGACCCCGCGUCGUUGCCAUUACGUUUUGUCCAGGAACAUAUGGGCAAAGUAGAUGAAAGUGCUGGAGUUUUACGUUUUGUACUGAUAACUGCCCAAAAGCCAGGUGGUACAAAUAACGCUUAA
Molecule: messenger RNA, 2310 nt
Organism: Lachancea sp. 'fantastica'
Lineage: Eukaryota; Fungi; Ascomycota; Saccharomycetes; Saccharomycetales; Saccharomycetaceae
Source: the annotation of a GenBank genome assembly